CGCCGCCGCCGCCGCCGCCCGGCUCCCCCGGCACGUCCAGGACCCGCUGCGCCAGGCGCGCCGUCCCCGGACCCCGCGUGCGUCCCCGCGAGGGCGGUGACCCGGCCGCUCGACCUGCCCGCCCCUCUGUCCCGCUUCCUGCCACCGUCGCCCCCUCCGGCCAGGGGCCCCCGCGAAAGCCGCGCCGGCCCUCGUCCCGGCUCCGCAGCCCCCGCGCCGCUCUCCGCGCCAUGGACGCCCCCGAGCCGCAGCCCGACCCCGACGGCGGGGAUGCCCCGGGCCACGAGCCCGGGGGCAGCCCCCAAGACGAGUUCGACUUCUCCAUCCUCUUCGACUAUGACUAUUUGAAUCCUAUCGAAGAAGAACCGAAUGCACAUAAGGUCGCCAGCCCACCCUCCGGACUUGCAUACCCCGAUGAUGUCCUGGACUAUGGCCUCAAGCCAUACAGCCCCCUCCCCAGUCUCUCUGGCGAACCCCCCGGCCGGUUUGGAGAGCCGGAUAGGGUAGGGCCCCAGAACUUUCUGAGCCCGGCCAAGCCAGCGGGGGCCUCGGGCCUGAGCCCUCGGAUCGAGAUCACUCCAUCCCACGAACUGAUGCAGGCAGGGGGGCCCCUCCGCAUGAGAGACACCGGCCUCCUGGGGGAGCGGCCGCCCCUGCCGGGGGUGGCUGCCAGCCCGAGGUUCACCCUGCCCGUGCCCGGCUUCGAGGGCUACCGCGAGCCACUUUGCUUGAGCCCCGCUAGCAGCGGCUCCUCUGCCAGCUUCAUUUCCGACACCUUCUCCCCCUGCACCUCGCCCUGCGUCUCGCCCAAUAACGGCGGGCCCGACGACCUGUGUCCCCAGUUUCAAAACAUCCCUGCUCAUUAUUCCCCCAGAACCUCGCCAAUAAUGUCACCUCGAACCAGCCUCGCUGAGGACAGCUGCCUGGGCCGCCACUCGCCCGUGCCCCGUCCGGCCUCGCGCUCCUCGUCGCCUGGUGCCAAGCGGAGGCAUUCGUGUGCAGGGCCCUUGGUUGCCCCGCUGCCCGGAGCCUCACCCCAGCGCUCCCGGAGCCCCUCGCCGCAGCCCCGGGACGACGGCACCCCCGCUGUGUACCCCCCCACGGCUGGCUCUGCCGUCCUCAUGGAUGCCCUGAACAGCCUCGCCGCAGACUCGCCUUGCGGGAUCCCCCCCAAGAUGUGGAAGACCAGCCCCGACCCCUCGCCGGUGUCUGCCGCCCCGCCCAAGGCCGGCCUGCCCCGCCACAUCUACCCGGCCGUGGAGUUCCUGGGGCCCUGCGAGCAGGAGGAGAGGAGGAACUCGGCCCCUGAGUCCAUCUUGUUGGUGCCGCCAUCGUGGCCCAAGCAGCUGGUGCCUGCCAUCCCCAUCUGCAGCAUCCCAGUGACUGCAUCCCUUCCUCCACUUGAGUGGCCACUCUCCCACCAGUCAGGCUCCUAUGAGCUUCGAAUUGAGGUGCAGCCCAAGCCACAUCACCGGGCCCAUUAUGAGACAGAAGGCAGCCGAGGGGCUGUCAAAGCUCCAACCGGUGGCCAUCCUGUUGUUCAGCUCCAUGGCUACAUGGAAAACAAGCCCCUGGGGCUUCAGAUCUUCAUUGGGACGGCUGAUGAGCGGAUCCUUAAACCCCACGCCUUCUACCAGGUGCACCGGAUCACGGGAAAAACUGUCACCACCACCAGCUAUGAGAAGAUUGUGGGCAACACCAAAGUCCUGGAGAUCCCUCUGGAGCCAAAAAACAACAUGAGGGCGACCAUCGACUGUGCGGGAAUCCUGAAGCUUAGAAAUGCCGACAUUGAGCUGCGGAAAGGCGAGACAGACAUCGGGAGAAAGAACACGCGUGUGAGGCUCGUUUUCCGAGUGCACAUCCCGGAGUCCAGCAGCAGGAUUGUGUCCUUGCAGACGGCGUCCAACCCCAUUGAGUGCUCCCAGCGAUCCGCCCACGAGCUGCCCAUGGUGGAAAGACAGGACAUCGACAGCUGCCUGGUCUGUGGGGGCCAGCAGAUGAUUCUCACCGGACAGAACUUCACAGCCGAGUCCAAAGUCGUGUUUACUGAGAAGACCACAGAUGGGCAGCAAAUUUGGGAGAUGGAAGCCACAGUGGACAAAGACAAAAGCCAGCCUAACAUGCUUUUUGUUGAGAUCCCUGAGUAUCGGAAUAAGCACAUCCGUGUGGCAGUGAAGGUGAACUUCUACGUGAUCAAUGGGAAAAGAAAACGAAGUCAGCCUCAGCACUUUACCUAUCACCCAGUCCCAGCCAUCAAGACGGAGCCCACUGAUGAAUAUGACCCCACCUUGAUCUGCAGCCCUGCCCAUGGGGGCCUGGGGAGCCAGCCUUACUACCCACAGCACCCGAUGGUGGCUGAGUCCCCCUCCUGCCUCGUGGCCACCAUGGCUCCCUGCCAGCAAUUCCGCUCGGGGCUCCCGUCCCCUGAUGCCCGCUACCAGCAGCAGAACCCAGCAGCUGUUCUCUAUCAGCGGAGCAAGAGCCUGAGCCCCAGUCUGUUGGGUUACCAGCAGCCAGCCCUCAUGGCCACCCCCCUGUCCCUUGCGGACGCCCACCGCUCCGUGCUGGUACACGCUGGCUCCCAGGGCCAGAGCGCAGCCCUGCUCCACCCCUCUCCGGCCAACCAGCAGGCCUCACCAGUGAUCCACUACUCACCCAGCAACCAGCCGCUGCGCUGCGGAGGCCACCAGGAAUUCCAGCACAUCAUGUACUGUGAGAAUUUCGCCCCCAGCACCACCAGGUCCGGCCCUCCCCCCGUCAGUCAAGGUCAGAGGCUGAGCCCGGGGUCCUACCCCACAGUCAUUCAGCAGCAGAAUGCCACAAGCCCAAGAGCUGCCAAAAACGGACCCCCAGUCAGUGACCAAAAGGAAGUAUUACCUGCAGGAGUGACAAUUAAACAGGAGCAGAACUUGGACCAGACCUACUUGGAUGAUGUUAAUGAAAUAAUCAGGAAGGAGUUUUCAGGACCUCCCACCAGAAAUCAGACGUAGAAGAUGCCAUUAGCAAGACACCUUCCGUAUCUGACCCCUCCGAGCCUUCCGCUGCCCCUGACCUUCCGUUUUCUUUACUGUACACCUCCUGGCCUGGAGUCCACCCACGGGACAGCGUUCCAACAGAAAGCUGAUUCUCAAUUAAGGAGCACCCCCACCCACCCACCUCUGUCUGUAGACACCGGGGAGAACCCUCUGCCUUUUGAUUUUUGUUUUAAAUCCCAACAAGCAUCUCAGUUGACUUACCGGCGGCCCAUCCAAACCUAAGUGCCUGCUGACCAAAAACACAUUCUGAACAAGACAGCACGCUGGAACACGCCUGAGAACGGAGUGCCCGCGGCCAGGGAUGCGGGCUGGGGUGGGGGUGGAGGAUGGGGGCACCGUGAUGAAACCCCAGCCGUCGCGUUCAUUUUUCCAGGUCACAGAUUCCUGGUGUAGCUCCUGUCGCUUUGAAGGAAAGGAGUUCUCAAACCGAGCAACCAAAGGGACCUGGCCCCAGAGUCCGGCUUACAGGCUGGAGAAAAAGAGAAGCCGGACCGUCAUCCUUAGAGACUGCCUCUUCGACAUGACAGUUGGGCCACUGCAAAAGCUUUAUUUUAAAAUUUUCACUUUUGGAAGCAAAGCCGUCUGGCCCAUACAAGAUCACCUGUUAAAACUCAAUGUUAAGUUAUGACAUAUAUACACGUUUGUUCCUUUUUUUUCCCCUCUGCUUCAAAAAGCAGGCCAACGGCGGCUAGAGGCGGCGUGCUCUUGGCCAGCCACUCGCCACCCCCGCAGGACACGCCCACGGACUGGAGAAGGAGUCCGGGCAGCAGAGUGGACCCCGUCCACUGCAGCCCCACGUGACGGCUUUUUGACAUUCUUGCUUGCUUUCUUCCUAAGCUGCAGUGUUUUUCCAUAGUAAUUAAGGGUCUUAAGCAUGUGCGUUGAAUUUUGAGAAGGAAUGGUAGAAGGGCUAAAGCAGAACUAAAAAUUAAGGUGCAGGUAUUUUUGUUAAGUAAAAUGGUGGUGACAUGAGGCAAUUGGCAGGCCUAAGUGUUUCUCUAAGUGGGUUCCCCCACGAGAGGAGAAGGGCUGAAUUCCCUCUGUGGCCCAGACUCAAAGUGGGACACUGAAGCUCAGGAUUUGGCCCCAGAGUUCACAGGUUAUUUUUACCAGCACCCCUUUAAAGCUCCCCUCAGGCCCAGAGACCCGUCUGCAUUCGCUGCCCUGUCUAAACAGAAGCAAAUCCACUCAUGCGCAUCCCUUAGUUUGGUGGGUGCUGCUCAGACCAGUCAUUUUCGUGAUUUUUCCUCCAGUUGUCUUUCUCCACCAUGCACACCGAGAGUCCUCAAGAAUUUCUCUUUUGGUGCAAUUUUGGCAAACAACUAAAACCCUCAGAGAACUUGGCAGGUGAAUUUUUAAUCACACAGAUGUGUAUCUGCUUGCAUUUAUUGCAGACACUAGGAUAAGCCAAAGAUUCAUUUUCAGCCAUUUAAUGUCUUCCUCAAUAAUCCACACAGAGUGUAAAUAUUCCUAGCACUCUUCAAAAGGCUGUACUUAGUGAUUUCUCAAUCAAAUCUGGUGGGCAUAGGCCUAAGAAGAGAACCAUGGCAGUUAAAGAUCCACUGUGGGUUUUCUAAGUAUUGGCUUUCCCAUCAAGGUUACCCAGAGGUUAAAUGUCCCUGCCCACCGGGCCAGGGGCACAGGGCAUGUGACCGUGGCCUGGUGUGUUUGGUGCUCCAGAUAAAGGACAGAAUGCCCGGGUUGGGACUUGUGUACCCCACACUGUGUAGCCUUUUCCUUAAAACCUAGCAUUUAUUUUCCUUAACAACAGGGAACUUCUCUGCCCACCCCAAGCACAGAGUUUAGCAAAACUCUCUUUUAAACCAAGUGCCAGUAGGAAGUUGUCCGCUACUGCAGACCUUCUGGGAUGCAAAAAUUCUACCUAAUUAAUUAAAAAAAUUCUUUAUACAAGUAGCUUUUACCUAAAGCAUUUUCUCUCCAGCAAUAUUGACUUCACUGGGGAAGAGCUAAAGUGUUUGGUGAAUGAUUUGGUCACCCUUGACCUGGCUAGGAGCCAUUUUUUUGCACAUGAGGGAAUUUGGCCUUUCCUCAGUUAUCUGAAUGUCUGACCCAAGUGCCUUCCUGCUAUUGUAGCAAAUUUGCUCAGCUUCAUUGUGCAUGGGCUGAAAAAGGACUAAUGCGUUUUCCAUCAAUCUUCUAACCAUGUUAGUGAAAAGAAACUCCUGGUAGUUCAAACUCCUGUACAUAUAUAUGUGUGUGUGUGUGUGUGUGUGUAUACACACACAAACUCUUUUUCUAAGAAAUCUUAGUUGAUUAGAGGAAGCACUUCCAUACACAACUAUACCAAAUAGCAAAGGAAAGAAACACAAGCAUUAGUUUUGAGACGUAAAUGGGCAAGAGAACGCGUGUUCAGAAGCGACAGCUGUCAAGAAAGUUUUGUCAGUUACAAAUGCAGGAGGCAGUUUUGCCAAGAGUAAUUGCUCACGAAGUAUUUUCAGUAUGGGAAGAGGCAAUAAGAUCCUCUAAGAGAACGAGUAAGGCAGGCUAUCCAAAUGGUCAAGAUGUGUGUGUUGCACGUGUUAGAAGGAUCUCAGGUCGAGGUUUGCACUUGCUACAGCCAAGGUAAUGUAAAUAGGUACCACGCCCAACAGCAAUCUACCAUGUUGCUGAAUGUAGUAUAUUUCCAAGGUUUGCAAGUCUUCCUGUAUUGUACAAAAAUAUUGCUGCUUGAUAAUAUAUAAUAGCAAUCCAAAUUAGUAUGUUAUUAAAUUUUAUUUUCUUAUCUGUAUUUUUAUGCUUUUUAUCUGUCUUCAAAUUAUCAUACCUGUUGGAAUUAGAAACUAUUUAUAAAUGGUCAGAAAUCUUUUUCAAUGGCCUUUUUACAUAUAUGGUGAUUUUUUCUUCCUUAAGAGUAAUGAUGUAUUCCUGAACAUUUGUUAAUCAUU
Molecule: messenger RNA, 5941 nt
Organism: Manis javanica (Malayan pangolin)
Lineage: Eukaryota; Metazoa; Chordata; Mammalia; Pholidota; Manidae
Gene: NFATC2
Product: nuclear factor of activated T cells 2
Biological process (GO): calcineurin-NFAT signaling cascade; regulation of transcription by RNA polymerase II; cytokine production
Cellular component (GO): transcription regulator complex
Molecular function (GO): RNA polymerase II cis-regulatory region sequence-specific DNA binding; transcription factor binding; DNA-binding transcription factor activity, RNA polymerase II-specific
Source: RefSeq, a predicted model, not a curated record